Symbiodinium sp. CCMP2592 is the source of this 795-nucleotide messenger RNA. NCBI's taxonomy places the organism in Eukaryota, Dinophyceae, Suessiales, Symbiodiniaceae. The record is from the annotation of a GenBank genome assembly.
AUGGUGAAGGACCGUCGCGAUGGACAUGGCAGCGGACAGAGAGCUUCUAUGGCGAACAUGUUGAGGACUUGCGCAUCAACCCGAACUACCAGGAGCCUGUGGACUCAAGUGGCGCCAAUCUCGGAGCCCAGGUGGCCGCUCCAGCAAAUGCAGGGGAACAUCGAGCCCGUUCUCUGCUUCGGGCUUGGGCUACUGAAACUGCCGACAGACUUCGCAGGAUGGGCCAUCAGUUUUCGGGGCGAGGAGCUCCGAAGAGAGAAGGGCGAAGCGGGCCCACAUGGUGGCCGCGGCCAGGGGAUCCACUUGCAUGCAGCCACCACUGCAGCAAAGUUCCGCAUGGAUGGCCCAAAGGACAACAUGGCCAUCCGCAAGCAUGGCGACGAAGACCUUGCCAUGGAGGUGGCGCAUCGAAAGAUGGUCCCCAACAGCGACAUUACCCUUUGGUGCGUAGGGCUGCAUGAACCUCACAGAGAGUGGGCCUGCCGGUUCUGUAUGAACGACGACGGCACGAUCUCUCCUUGUGACAAGGGCAAUCCCUGCAAGGAUGUGGUCAUUGGCGUGCACUUAGGAGAGGGCUGGAAGCGCACCGGCCUGGUGCUGGUCCACCGCGAGGACACAAAGCGCCGUUUGGUUUUCUUGCAAGGCUCUGAGAACUGUCCUGGAGCGUCGGAGCUUCGGCUGUCUGGGCCCCAAGGCUGCAGGCACGCGUCGCUGACCUCGAUGAGGCCGCUGCGCGGGUGGAUGCCACCCAGGAGCACAGGCUCAUCAUCACCGCGCCGAACCUGUCCUGGAUAG